This is a messenger RNA of Arctia plantaginis, 732 nucleotides long. The record is from the annotation of a GenBank genome assembly. Lineage: Eukaryota; Metazoa; Arthropoda; Insecta; Lepidoptera; Erebidae.
AUGUGCACCUCACUCCGUAAUAUACCACCGAGUCAAUGCUACAAUUGUCGUGCAAACGACACAACAUCCUGUGAAGAUUCGAGCUCUUGGACAUUGGUCACAUGCACCACUAAACGUCCCCUGUGUGCCACUACCGCAUCUGCCCCGGAUUUCCAUUCAUCGUUGAUUUGCGCUCCCGUUGUGAAUACGCCGUGUACAGUGAGGACUCCGUCAAACUCUUCCUUCGUAGUUAUGUGGGUUUGCAAUACUCAUCUUUGUAACGUACCGUUUCCUCCUCAAUGGCGAAAUGUAUUAAUCAACUUUCCAUCAAAUAAUACAGAUAUGAAGCAACUUAAUAUCUGUAAUUCGUUAUUUAAAUAUGCUAAUAACACAAAUCAGGAUAAAACUCCUAAAGAAAAAAUUACAGAAGAGUCUAAAGCACCUCAAGCAACAGCAAGAACUUCCUUAGAACCUACCUUAGUAUCUGUUCCUACAAAGAUGAACGUACAGUUAAUGUUACGAGAUUCAGAGAGACCAAGAGCUGAGGCUUUAAAGCAACAGCCAACAGUUCCAUCUGAUGAUGAUGAGGACGAAAGUGAAGGAAGUGGGUCAUACGAGGAGUCGAAAAUUCACAAUAACGCCGUGUCAGCCCCUGCCGCUCCAAGCUCAUUUCUUCCAGCUAACGAGAAUAGCGCAACCUCUUUGUGCAAAGACUUUCUCGUUGCUACAUUAUUCAUAUACCUUGUAGUCUAA